UCAAUUACCUCUUGUAGGAGUAGGACCGCCUACUCUCUCUCUUCUGAAUCUUGAGAUGGGAGAGAGAGAGAAAGAGAGAGGUCCACUUACCGCCUAACCUGCAAUAGUGUAGUAAUGCAACAACAUCAGACUUGAUAUAAUCUUCACCAUAUAAGUCUACAGUAUUCAGGCAUCCAUAUAUAUCUUCUCUGAUCAGUUUCUAUACAGGUAUUAAUAUCUCUGAGUAGCUUUUUUUAAUUGCUACUACAUCACAACAGAGAGAGAAAGAGAGGGAGAGAGAACAGUAUCCUUCAGUUUCAAAAGAAGGGUGCAAAAUGGCUGCAGCAACAGGUCAAAGCAAAGUCUUUGUCAUCUCAAUAUCUUACCUAUUCUUAUCUUCACUUAUCGGCAUUCUUGCUGCUGUACCACCAAAACAACAAGAACUCGAUCGAAUUGCUUCUCUUCCAGGACAACCACCAGUGACAUUUUCACAGUUUUCAGGCUAUGUUACUGUCAAUGAGAAACAUGGCCGAGCUCUCUUCUACUGGCUGACGGAAGCUACUACAGUUCCAGAGAAGAAACCUCUUGUUCUUUGGCUCAAUGGAGGGCCAGGUUGCUCAUCUGUUGCAUAUGGAGCAUCAGAGGAAAUUGGACCAUUUCGGAUUAAUAAAAAUGGCUCGUCCCUUUAUCUGAACAAGUAUUCAUGGAAUAUAGAAGCAAAUAUUCUGUUCCUUGAAUCACCUGCUGGGGUUGGAUUCUCUUACACAAAUACAAGCUCCAAUAUUAAAGACACCGGAGACAAUCGGACAGCUCUGGAUGCUCAUAUAUUUCUCAUCAGAUGGAUGUCAAGAUUUCCCCAAUACAAACACAGAGAAUUUUACCUUGCCGGCGAAAGUUAUGCAGGGCAUUAUGUUCCUCAGUUGGCCAAGAAAAUCCAUGAUUAUAAUAAGGCCUAUUCGCGUCCGAUCAUCAAUCUUAAAGGAUUUAUUGUUGGAAAUGCUGUUACAGACAAUUACUAUGACAGCAUUGGAACUGUUACAUUUUGGUGGACCCAUUCCAUGAUAUCUGAUAGAACCUACACAGCCAUCAUCAAAUAUUGCAACUUUACAGCUGAGAAAAGUUCUAAGAAAUGUGAUGGUGCUGUCAGUUAUGCCAUGAACCACGAGUUCGGAGACAUUGAUCAAUACAGCAUUUAUACUUCAUCUUGCUUGGUAUUAACAACCAAUUCAGAAAGGCAUAUAAGGCUCAAAAAUACUCUUUUGCAUAGACGCGUUUCAGGGUAUGAUCCGUGUACUGAAAAUUAUGCCGAGAAAUACUAUAAUCGGCCAGACGUGCAAAGGGCUAUGCAUGCAAAUACUACUGGAAUUCCUUAUAAAUGGACUGCUUGCAGUGAUGUUCUCAUCAAAAACUGGAAGGAUUCUGAUAAUUCCAUCUUACCGAUAUACAAAGAGCUGAUUGCAGCAAACCUAAGAAUUUGGGUUUUCAGUGGAGACACAGAUUCAGUUGUACCUGUGACUGCCACCAGGUUUUCCCUUAGCCAUCUGAACCUCCAUAUCAAAACUCCAUGGUAUCCUUGGUACUCUGGCAGCCAGGUCGGAGGAUGGACAGAAGUUUAUGAAGGACUAACUUUUGCAACAGUCAGAGGAGCUGGCCAUGAAGUUCCACUAUUUCAACCCGGGAGAGCUUUCAUUCUUUUCAGAUCGUUCUUGGCGGGGAAAGAAUUGCCGAAGUCUUAAUGAACUUCUUAAGAAAAUAGGAAAAGAUCAAUUAUUUCAGCUUUCAAGUUUGUUGAGCAAAUGCAAAUCUACCAGUCAAGAGCAAAAUCCCCUUUUAAUUAAUUUAUGGGUGAUUAGUGUUAGGAAUGAUUCAUUCAAAUUAGGAUGUCUUGUUAUUUACUUAAAGAUUGUCAGUUCUAUUCCAGUUCAUGGUCGGGCAAACCCGGAAUGAGGGAAACCGAACUAGAAUUUUUUAAUUUAUAACACUGUCGAAAAUCUUGAGCGCAAGCACUUAAAAACUUCUAAGAGGAAAUGGAGCAUUAAUCCAUUUUGCAUUUCAAGUUUUCACCUUGAACAAUGACAAAAUGCCCUCAGCACUUUUUGCUUGCCAGGAAAACAGGAUUGUAACAAGAUGAUUUCACGCUUCAUUUUCCACUGAGGUAGCAUGGGCGAUACAAACAUUGCAUUCUCCUCCACUGUAAGCAUUCAAAAUACUUAAACCUAAACCCUAAACCACGAAAUCAACCUUACCCUGAAACAACCCUCAAAGAAAUAAUAGUAAUGUCAAUGGCCUGUUAGCCAAAAGCUCGUUGUCACGUCAUGAACGUUUCAUGUCUCUGGUACUAAUUCCCAACUACAAUCAUGAGGAACAGAACUAGAGUUGCAUGCUUCUGUCUGUUGUCUACCAUCCAAAGGUCAACUAGUUCUGCAGAGAUACCCAGUCUCAGAGCUGCCUUGUAGAGCGUGCAUGUAUUCGUAUUUAGAAGUCUCACUUUCUUGUACGAGACCCUUGACCAUCUACGAAGUACAAGGCUUCGAGCCAAAAAGG
Molecule: messenger RNA, 2523 nt
Organism: Durio zibethinus
Lineage: Eukaryota; Viridiplantae; Streptophyta; Magnoliopsida; Malvales; Malvaceae
Gene: BRS1
Product: alpha/beta-Hydrolases superfamily protein
Biological process (GO): brassinosteroid mediated signaling pathway; proteolysis
Molecular function (GO): serine-type carboxypeptidase activity
Source: RefSeq, a predicted model, not a curated record